AUGGCUUAUGCAGAAUUCGAGAGGUGGAAGCUGCAGUGCUACCUGACUGAUCCUGUGAACAGACAAAAGCUAAACAUAAUGACCUGUGGUCUGGACAUGGGGGCAGCCAUCUACGAGGUGGCUGAGAGAAAAGAGCAAGCAGCCCCUGUAUGGGAAUGGCCUGACCCUGGAAGUGUGGUCUCUGUGUGCUUUGUGACUUCAGUCGGAAAGCUUGUGGUGGGAUCCUGGGCUGUGCCUUACGUUUUCCAUCAACAGAGGGCACUCUGUCGUUUGCCAAGGAACUGCUAUGUCAGGGGGCUCGGGGCUGGGAGUGAAGCAGCCGACAGUCAGAUCUAUAGACAUCAAGUUCAGUUUUGUAUACUGGCGAGUAUGAUCUUCCGGAAGGAGCCGUUUUUCCAUGGACAUGACAAUUAUGAUCAGUUGGUGAGACUAGCCAAGGUUCUGGGGACAGAAGAUUUAUAUGAUUAUAUUGACAAAUACAAUAUUGAAUUAGAUCCCUGUUUCAAUGAUUUCUUGGGCAGACACUCUCAUAAACGGUGGGAACACUUUGUUCACAGUGAAAACCUGCACCUUGUCAGUCCAGAGGCCUUGGAUUUCCUGGAUAAGCUGCUGCGAUAUUAUCACCAAUCACGGCUCACUGCAAGAGAAGCCAUGGAACAUCUCUAUUUCUAUACUGUUGUGAAGGACCAGGCUCAAAUGGGUUCAUAUAGCAUGCCAGGGGGCAAUACACCUGUCAGCAGUGCCAACAUGAUGUUAGGGAUUUCUUCAGUGCCAACCCCUUCACCACUUGGACCUCUGGCAGGCUCACCAGUGAUUGCUUCUGCCAGCCCCCUUGAUAUGCCUGUUCCAGCUGCUACUGGCGCUCAGCACCCAUCUUUCUCCUGA
Molecule: messenger RNA, 885 nt
Organism: Heterocephalus glaber (naked mole-rat)
Lineage: Eukaryota; Metazoa; Chordata; Mammalia; Rodentia; Bathyergidae
Source: RefSeq, a predicted model, not a curated record